This is a messenger RNA of Diutina rugosa, 519 nucleotides long. RefSeq lists its product as uncharacterized. The transcript has a single exon. Bases 1 to 519 code for a protein of 172 amino acids. NCBI's taxonomy places the organism in Eukaryota, Fungi, Ascomycota, Pichiomycetes, Serinales, Debaryomycetaceae. The record is from RefSeq and is a predicted model, not a curated record.
AUGGACCCGUUUGAACGGGCCCGGGCCCACCAGCAGGCCCACAAACGACGAAGCCAGUCCAAGCGUACCCCGUUGGGAGUGAUUGAUGGUAACCGGAUCACCAAGCCUCGCCACAAGCAUAAGACGGUGGAGGUGGAAGUGCCAAGUCGCAGACGCGUCCCUACUCUGACGCUUUCCUCGCCUCAAAAGCCUACGAAAUUAAGCCAGUUGGCUAGAUUACAACGUCAGCUCGUUACGAUACUGGCUCAGCAACCGCCCACUUCCCUGGUGGCCUCGGUGUGUCGCCACGUGUGUCUUUCUCUUGACAAACUUCAGCGAGCGCUGACGCGUACUCAGGCAGUGACGAUUGCCACCGUCAGACCUCUAGGGAGACAGUUAUCACUAUUGACGGAUCUAGAGGGAAAGCAAUACAAGGUGGAUGCUAAUGCUGAGUCGCUUACAGAACGGUCUACCGUAUCUAUUCUGGUAAACCCCAUCCAAGGCAUUCACCACGUGGACGUGACCCCUACCAGCCACUAG